AUGUAUCACGAGGAUCCUUCCUCCUUCUUUGCACCUUCAUGGUGCACCUCUCUGGAUUAUUCUUCUAUGUGGAUAUCCGGCUGUCGACCAUCCUCGUUUAUCCAACUUCUUUAUGCACUUGGUAGUAAACUGUCAUCAAACAAACUAACAAUGGUAAACAAUUUACAUCUAGACACUAUUAAGAAAGAGGAUAAGAUAACGACUAAGUUGGCGAGUUUGCAAGAAGAUAUGGCGGAUCAACCCAUCUCCUUGAUUGCUAAGAAUUUGAGCGAAGUUGGAAAGCCAAGUGAGGAAGUAGAUCGGGCGCUUGAUGAACACGAGUCAGCAAUGGCAAAUAUGAUUCAAGAGGUGGAUAAGUUGAGGGUAAACACGCUUAAGGAGUUUAUUAAUAUAUUGACGCCGAAGCAAGCGGUGGAUUUUCUAGCUUCAAGUAAGAAGUGUUGA
This is a messenger RNA of Pistacia vera, 444 nucleotides long. Its product is annotated as protein DELAY OF GERMINATION 1-like. Lineage: Eukaryota; Viridiplantae; Streptophyta; Magnoliopsida; Sapindales; Anacardiaceae. Gene Ontology annotation, molecular function: sequence-specific DNA binding. Gene Ontology annotation, biological process: DNA-templated transcription. Bases 1 to 444 code for a protein of 147 amino acids. The record is from RefSeq and is a predicted model, not a curated record. The transcript has 2 exons.